GGAGUUGGUAUCCCCGUGCAAGGAGGUUGGCGAGGCCUCGGGGAACUUCCAGUUCAGCGAAUCCGUUAGCUUUCCUCCACCUUAGUCACUUCCCCGUGAGGCACUCCGUGUUUGUGUACACGGUUAUUCCACGUGUCUGUCAGUUCAUCGGGCGCAUCUGGAGUCAUUGAAAACAGUAAUAGGAAGUCAGACAAACCCGCUUGAUGCAAAAAUUCAGGAGGACAUUCGGUUUUUAAGGAAACAGUGCUGAGGUAAGACCAGGCUGGAGCUCUUUGGAACCUGAGACUAGGAGGGUCUCACUGUGUUGCCCAGGCUGGAGUACCGUGUUGUGACCACAGCUCACUACAGCGUCAACCUCUCAGGCACAAGAGAUCCUCCCACCUCAGCUUCCUGAGUAGCUGGAACUACAGGGUUACUUUCUCAGGUUUUGAUGGAAAUCAAGAAGAUACCAGUGGAAGAGGGGCUGUGCACGACAAUCCCUUGUGCAUUUGAAUUUCCCAAAGAACUCCCAAGCAGUUCCAUGAUCAUGGGCUACUGGCUCAACAAAAACGUCAGCUCCCUUGUAGCUACAAAUAAACCCAAUUCUACCGUUGGUGGUAACACCAGGGACAGAUUUUCCAUGACUGGGAAUCUUGAUGAAGAAGACUGUACCCUACUCAUCCAUGAUAUUCUCAAAGGGAACAGUGCGACGUAUUUAUUCUAUGCAGAUCUAGGAGAACAAAAAAGUGCUUUCCUGGGGGAGAAUAUCAAACUCUUUGUGUCAGACCUAACCCAAAAGCCAGAGCUCCACAUCCCAGAGAUUCUUUUGGCUGAGAAACCUGUGACCUUGAACUGUACCCUCAAAGGCACCUGCAAAGAAAUCCAAGCCCUCUUUCACUCCCGGAAGAACCCAGCCGUCUCCAGCAGCUCCUCCUCGGUGCCGCACUUCAUCCUGAGGCCUGAGGACCAUGGCAACACCCUUGGAUGUCACUUGAACUUCUCCCUAGCCAACGUGACCAGAAGUAGCUUGGUCAAGCUCCAAGUGGUCUCACCUCCCGGGUUGUUCAAUUCCUCUUGUUCUUUGGAGAAGACAGUUCUGUGCAGCUGUUCCUUCCAUGGGAUCCCCACGCCCUCCGUGCAGUGGUGGAUGGGAGGUGUCCCUGUGGAUGUGAACAGCAUGGAUAACAUCCUCCGGGUGACUUCUUCCACACGUGUCCCCUGGGCCAAUAGCACCAUCAGCCUCAUCGGGGAGCCAGAAAUAGUCAUGAGACUUCGCUGUGAGGGGAAGAACCAAUAUGGAAUUCACACUUCCAGCUUCUUCCUGAUACCAAAUAAGAAAUCAGUUUCCAGUAUGUUCGUGAAAGGAUUAAUUCAGGGCAUUGUGUAUGGAGCCAUUGCAUUCUCAUUGCUCUUCUUCUGCCUCGUCCUCUUGUUAAUGAAGAUGCUUAACUGGUGGGAGGAACAUCAGAGUCCCAAGACCAAAGAAGGCCUGACCCUUAAGAAACCAGAGCUGCUGGAGGAACCAGAAGUAGCCAGAGUGCCUGAAGCUGACAUCCCACCAGACCGGCCUGGAGAAGUGAGGGAGGAGCUGAUACUGAUGGGGGUCCGCUUCCUCUCCUCUCUGAAGGACACGCACAGUGGUGACAACGUUCCUGAGUUUGACUUCAGUCCUGAUGCCCCACCUUUGAAGGGUCGUGGGGACUAA
Mandrillus leucophaeus (drill) is the source of this 1684-nucleotide messenger RNA. Its product is annotated as sialic acid-binding Ig-like lectin 12. The transcript has 8 exons. The coding region runs from base 431 to 1684 and encodes 417 amino acids. Gene Ontology annotation, cellular component: plasma membrane. Lineage: Eukaryota; Metazoa; Chordata; Mammalia; Primates; Cercopithecidae. Gene Ontology annotation, biological process: cell adhesion. Gene Ontology annotation, molecular function: sialic acid binding. The record is from RefSeq and is a predicted model, not a curated record.